UGAAACUCACAAAUGUCGUCCAGUGACCGAAGGUGGAGGAAUUGGGACAGGCACUACGAUGAGGUCCCACAGGAAUUGCCCUACGGAGACGGCUCUGUGAGAAGCCUGCAGACGCUCCGAGACUGUGAGCUGGCUCUGAGCGCUGACCCACUGCCUCCGCCUCCUCUCCCCUUACAGCCACCUUUUGGCCCAGACUUCUACUCAUGUGACAACGAGGAGCCAGCCACCGCUCCAGACCUCAAGCCCGUGAGGCGCUUUGUCCCCGAGUCCUGGAAGAACUUCUUCAGAGGGAAGAGAAAGGACCCAGAAUGGGAUAAGCCAGUGUCGGACAUCAGAUACAUCUCCAAUGGAGUAGAGUGUUCCCCUCCAGCCUCUCCUGCCAGAACAGACCAGCGGUCCCCGCGCAGCUCCUGCACAGAUCCCCACGGAGGGUCCCGAGGAACACUGGAGUCCCGCAAAGAGACUGAUGCCAUGUUCAACCCUGAUCCCUAUGGCUCCCUAGGCCGACACACACAGACUGCCCGCACAUACAGCGAGAAGGUAGAAGCCUACAAUCUCAAGUAUUCCUACAUGAAGUCCUGGGCAGGCCUGCUGAGGAUCCUGGGUGUAGCCGAGCUGCUCCUGGGGGCUGGUGUCUUUGCCUGUGUCACUGCCUACAUUCACAAGGACAGCGAGUGGUACAACUUGUUCGGCUAUUCACAGCCCUAUGGCAUGGGUGGUGUCGGUGGCCUGGGCAGCAUGUAUGGCGGCUAUUACUACAGUGGCCCCAAAACCCCUUUCGUUCUCGUGGUUGCUGGUUUAGCGUGGAUCACCACCAUUAUAGUGCUGGUUCUCGGUAUGUCCAUGUAUUACCGGACCAUUCUUUUGGACUCCAAUUGGUGGCCGCUCACUGAAUUUGGGAUCAAUGUGGCCUUGUUCAUUUUGUAUAUGGCUGCAGCCAUAGUCUAUGUGAAUGAUACCAACCGGGGUGGACUUUGUUACUAUCCGUUAUUUAACACGCCGGUGAAUGCCGUGUUCUGCCGGGUGGAAGGAGGACAGAUAGCAGCGAUGAUCUUUUUGUUUGUCACCAUGAUUGUUUAUCUCAUCAGUGCUUUAGUUUGUCUCAAAUUAUGGAGGCAUGAGGCUGCCCGGAGACACAGGGAAUACAUUGAGCAGCAGGAGAUAAGUGAGCCAUCAUUUUCAUCAAAACGAAGAAUGUAUGAAACAGCAGCGAGUAGUGAAAGACAGAGGAACCACGAAGUGAAUUUCAAAGAGCUAAGAACCCCAAAAAUGAAGCCUGAAGUGCUGAGUGGACACAUCCCUCCAGGCCACAUCCCAAAACCUGUGGUACUGCCAGACUACGUGGCCAAAUACCCGGUUAUUCAGACGGAUGAUGAUCGGGAGCGCUAUAAAGCCGUGUUCCAAGACCAGUUCUCGGAGUACAAAGAGCUGUCUGCCGAGGUGCAGGCUGUGCUGCGGAAGCUGGACGAGCUAGACGCAGUGAUGAGCAGGCUGCCUCCCCGCUCCAUGCACCACCAGGAACAUGAGAGAAUUUCAAGAAUUCAUGAAGAGUUUCAAAGAAAAAAGAAUGAUCCUACAUUUCUGGAAAAAAAAGAACGCUGUGACUAUCUGAAGAAUAAACUGUCUCAUAUAAAACAAAGAAUCCAAGAAUAUGAUAAAGUAAUGAAUUGGGAUCUACAAGGAUACCCCUAAGCCUUA
Messenger RNA from Suncus etruscus (white-toothed pygmy shrew), 1698 nucleotides. RefSeq names its product MARVEL domain containing 2 (gene MARVELD2). The coding region runs from base 13 to 1692 and encodes 559 amino acids. The record is from RefSeq and is a predicted model, not a curated record. Lineage: Eukaryota; Metazoa; Chordata; Mammalia; Eulipotyphla; Soricidae. The transcript has 6 exons. Gene Ontology annotation, biological process: bicellular tight junction assembly. Gene Ontology annotation, cellular component: cytoplasmic vesicle; bicellular tight junction; apical plasma membrane.